Emiliania huxleyi CCMP1516 is the source of this 1441-nucleotide messenger RNA. Its product is annotated as co-chaperone GrpE, mitochondrial. The record is from RefSeq and is a predicted model, not a curated record. Bases 41 to 1441 code for a protein of 466 amino acids. Gene Ontology annotation, biological process: protein folding. Lineage: Eukaryota; Haptophyta; Isochrysidales; Noelaerhabdaceae. The transcript is spliced from 8 exons. Gene Ontology annotation, molecular function: protein homodimerization activity; adenyl-nucleotide exchange factor activity; protein-folding chaperone binding.
CGCCAAACCGAGUGGGAGUGGUGUGACUGCUCCCAGUGCAAUGGGUGCCGCCUCCUCCUCCCCGACGCCUCCGUCGUCUGCCGACGCGGACGCGGCAGCAAGCGCUGCCGCGAUACGCCGCCGCGCCUCGGCGCGCAUCCAGGAGGAGCGCCGCCGCUCGGAGGACAUGGAGCGCCGAGUGUGGGGCCUCUUGGCAGACAAAGAGGAUCUCGAGGCGGAGAAAAGGCGGCUGAUGCAGGGUGGCGCCGCAGCGGCCGUGGCGGCGGCCGCGCUCGGCGCCGGAGCGCUCGCGUUGCUGCAGCGCCGCCACGCGUCUGCGAUGGCCGCCCUGCGCAUCGCCGCGACCGAGGCGCAGCAGCGGCACACCUCGGAGCUCGAGCGGAUGCGGCGGUUCGGCGCGGAGCCUCUCGCCCGCUCGCUCGUGCCGGUGUGCGACAACCUGCAAGCGCUCUGCGGCUCGCUCGAGGGCAGCGAGGUGCCGGCCGCGCUGCUCGAGGGGGCGGUGCUCACGCGCGAGAGCAUGCAGGCCGCGCUGGAGAGGCACGGCGUAGAGCGGCAUGACCCGCCCGCGGGCGCCAGGUUCGACCCGUCGCUGCACGAGGCGAUGUUCACCGCGCCGCUCUCCGACGGUGCCGCGCCGGGGACGGUGUCGUCCGUCUUUCGGCCCGGCUACACGCUGCACGGGAGCCACAUUCUACGCGCGGCGCAGGUCGGCGUCUUCGUGGGCGAGGCGCAGCAGCAGCCGCCGCCAGACGCGGACGCGGAGGGGGAGGGGGAGGCCGCGGCGGCCGCGGCGGCCGCGGCGGCGGGUGGCGCAGGCGCGGCCGAGGCGCCCCCGUCGGCUCACGCGACCAAGUACUGCGACCGGCGCACGAAGUACUGCGACCGCGGCGGGGACGAGUUCGACCGCAUGGUAGAGGAGAUGGCUCGCCGGCGCAAGGCGGUGCCGGUGCCGCCCUCUUCCGAGGCGGCGCCGCCGGAGGCAGCGCCCGCACGCCCUUCUGGGCAGGGCCCUUCCGACGAGCAGGCUCGCGGGCGCGCCAUCGAGGGGGCUCUCUCCAGCCUCAGCAUCCCCCACCUCGAGGGGCGAGGCGCGGGCAGGGAGGGGAGCGGCGCCGAGGCGGAGGCGCUUGCGGCGGCCGCAGCCGAGGAGUGGGGCGCUGCGGCGCUGGCCGCGCGCUUCGGCGUGGGCGAGGAGGCGGUGGCCGACACACUCAGGCGCCCCCGGCCCGCCUCUCCCUGCCCACGGCGACGCUUGUGGCCACCGAGCAGGGGCUGGGGGAGAGCCCGCCCCUCCCGAUCGCACGGCAUCGCCGCCGCCCGCAGGCAUUGCGCCGCCUACCGCGUCGUGGACGCGUCUGAGGAGGACUCGUGGAUGGGGGUGGCGGUGCCCAUCCUUCCCGACGACGCCGACGCCGACGCCGACGCCGACGCGCCGUGA